CAAUGGUCGACUUCAGCCAUGGUUACGGUUUUGACUAUGGCGGCGCCGCGACGCCUCCGUUCGCGAAUGACGAAGGUAUGUCCCGCUUGAACCAACUUCAUCGGAGUGUACAUAUAUUGCACAGUGACCCAAAUUCCCAACCAUCCAAGUCGCAUCAGCACCAUAACUCAGUAAAAACCUUCCCACAUUGCCUUGCUUGAACACUCCCUUGAGCAUUUUUCAACCCAAGGCCAUCAGAGAGGAGACACGCUCUUAACCUUAGCCCCUCUUCACGAUCACGAUCGCGUUCCCAUCCAACUUUUGCCUAUCCCAAUUUGUACGCUAUACACCUUAGAGCUACGUUAUCCCCAUCAUUAUCCCUGGUUCCCAACCGCACGCCACGGCCCGCCGCGGUACCUUUACCCCUCCGUAACGGACGACCUUAUUCUCUACCGCUACAAAGCCCAACUCUAGCAGCGCGACGGAAUCUGCGACACACCAACACAUACAACACACCAAACACUAUAGAGCCCAUUGCCAGACAGCCCAACGGAUACAACAACGUCGUACAUCCUCGAAUCCUUGCUCUUCCUCAAGAGCCCGAACGCCACUGUCUUACUACUGUCCUGUACUCGAGACACCGACCGAACGCCGAUUGUCAAAAGAGUGCUGUUCGAGUACUAGGACACGAGCAAGUGAAGAGAAGUACACAAAGCUAACCGCGGGAAUCCAUCCAAUUUCUGGGAAGCAGAGGGCCUUGAGGAUCGGUCGGACGUUCCCAGUAGUGCUAGUAAGAAUACUCGAACCAAAGCUACUAGAAGGAAUCCGAAGCGGGUUCCAGGCGCAAACAAGAUGAUCGUCGAGCGCAAGAUCAAGGUUGUCACAGAACAACACAAUAUCAACAAGCCGGCGGCACAGGAGGGCUACCCCAUGAAGGAGUGGACGGUCGAGCUCUAUAUUCUCGACCAAGAUGGCAAGGAGAGGCCCGCCAGGUGCUUCACGAAGGUGACCUACAACCUUCACCCUUCGUUCGCGAACCCUAUCCAGACUUUCAACGAUCCUCCCUUCAAAUGCACCAACGAGGGCUGGGGUGAAUUUGAGAUGAUCAUCGAUAUGUACACCACCGAGAAAGGCGGCAAGAUCUCGAUCGCGCACGACCUGAACUUCCAGCAAUCAGAGUACGAAAACAUCCAUACCGUCACCUUCCGUAACCCAUCUCAGGCGCUCCAGCAGCUCCUGAGAGAGACGGGUCCCUUGCCCUCGGACGAGGAGCGCAAGCAGAAGAAGGCGGUGGACGGCGGUUCCAAGAAGAAGCGGCCCUACGACAUCGAGCGUAUGGCGGAUGGCUUGACGAAGCUGGGCGAGGAUGACCUCCUGCAGGUCAUUCAGAUGAUCCACGAUCACAAGGAUGACAAUACGUACAUCCAGAACAACCUCGAUGCGGGCGAGUUCUCGGUGGAUCUCUACACUCUUCCUGACAACCUCAUGAAGAUGCUCUGGGAGUUCUUGGUCAAAGCCAACGUAGUCUCAUAGUACGACUUCCUUGGUCCAAGUAACCUACAGUAGUCGAUGGCCAUCGAUUUACGAAGUCAUCAGGGACGGGAACAUUCUUCCUUACUAGAUCGCAGUGCGCACCAUACCAUACCCAGUACACCACCACCCUCUUUAUUCACUAUUAUUGAUCCCUUGACACUUCCAUCCACAUCAACAUCAACCACCUUCACCAUCAUGCCAUUGUAGCCUUAGGCUUCUUCGGCUCCUGCAUUACCGUGGCGUUUAUGGAGUUAUGGUGGGAUACGCAAAAAGCAAAAAUUGAGAAAGAUUCAAGAGCUUCUCUUGACAAAAUUUGUGCUUGAUUUGAUCUUCCAGAUUUCUUUCUUUGCGUGAUAUUCGAUGGUCUAGGGUGUGUUCCGUUGAACCGUUUCCUUUCUGCCGGUGGGAUCGUUGCCUUGAUUGGUGGUGUCUGCUCGUGAGGACUGCUCUUCACUGGAAGGGAGUGGCAUCGCUAAUCAGUUUGUGCUUUGGGCGGACCUUGAACCUUAUCAUGUGCAAGGUUUGCCCCUCUAGGUAGGAUCGUCAUAGGGAAAUUUGAGACUGUUUAUUGGAAAGAAAGGUUCGGGAAAGGAUGGGUAAGAGGUAGAAAGGAGGUAUGUAAUAGAUCCCACGCCCAUGGAAUUCGGAAGGGAAAGAGAAGCGGUUAUGUUGUAGGCGGUACCUAGUUCUCGAUCACGGUCUCUCUACGUUGCUCGUCGUAUGGCGGUAUUAGAAGCAGAGAACAUGCUGUAUGGUUUAGUUUACACAGUUCAGGGUAUGGAGCAGCAGUAACUGUCCGUUCGCCUUAGUCUCCGUGUCUCCUGUGCCUGGACUAGAGCGCUAUAGAUCUGCCAGCACCCUGCCAGAUAGCCAUCUUUUUCAGGCAUGAGCUCUUGGCUUAUAUCCGGAGCUACUGCGGUAGGCGAUAUUAUCGGCGGCGGUUAUAUAAUGCAAGUUUUUGUAUGCGUAGAUGAUGGCUAGGUACAUAUGUCGUCUGUAGACAGAAAAUGCUUCUAGAAU
Messenger RNA from Neurospora crassa OR74A, 2532 nucleotides. Its product is annotated as transcription initiation factor TFIID subunit 14. Gene Ontology annotation, biological process: chromatin remodeling; regulation of transcription by RNA polymerase II. The transcript is spliced from 5 exons. The record is from RefSeq and is a predicted model, not a curated record. Gene Ontology annotation, cellular component: NuA4 histone acetyltransferase complex; Swr1 complex. Bases 832 to 1512 code for a protein of 226 amino acids. Gene Ontology annotation, molecular function: histone binding. NCBI's taxonomy places the organism in Eukaryota, Fungi, Ascomycota, Sordariomycetes, Sordariales, Sordariaceae.